Molecule: messenger RNA, 762 nt
Organism: Helobdella robusta
Lineage: Eukaryota; Metazoa; Annelida; Clitellata; Rhynchobdellida; Glossiphoniidae
Exons: 2
Coding region: 1-762 (253 amino acids)
Source: RefSeq, a predicted model, not a curated record
AUGGUAAUAAAAUCCGGGUCGAUGCCGGAUCGAAUACGGGUGCUGGCAACGAAAUCUGGUCCAGCGCCGGCGCGAAUAAGAGUGCUUACGAUAAAUCCGGGCCGAUGCCGGCGCGAAUACGACCGUAGCCUAACUUCCUGGAGGAAAAUUAAUGAACUUGGAUUAAGUGCGACUUAUAAGCAAAAUGAAAACAUAAGACACUUUGUAGGAAUGGUCGAUGGGCUCGCCUUUCUACGAAUCCAAGAUGUGGAAGAAGGGAUAAUUUAUUUGUUAAAUAACAUCCCAAAUAAUGAUGACGACAUAAGAAAAUUUGUCAAUUAUUUUGAUGAAUUUUAUUGUCGUGGAAAAUUAAGAAUAGUGCCCGGCAAUAAUCCACUCACCAUACUUUUGAGGAGGACACCACCAGUAUUUCCCCCUGAACUUUGGAACAUGAAUGAAAUAACAGUUAGUGGGAAUGCUCGAACAAACAAUAUUUGCGAAGGCUGGAACAGUUCUUUUAGGAGUUUAGUGGGCCAUUCUAACCCGUCAAUUUGGAACUUACUGAGAGCUUUCCAGUUAGACAGAUCGAUGAAUAUCAAUGCAUUUAAUCAACUUCAAGAAGGUCGACCAACCUUGAAAAAAACAUCUCAACACACAAUUAACCAUCAACGAAGAUUGCGAAACAUUUGCAACGAUCUGAAUAAUGAGUUUGUUACCAUACCCAUAGCUUUACAAGCGAUAGGACAUACCAUACUACUUACAAGAGAUUACGAUUACAUUUAA